Molecule: messenger RNA, 5640 nt
Organism: Brassica napus (rape)
Lineage: Eukaryota; Viridiplantae; Streptophyta; Magnoliopsida; Brassicales; Brassicaceae
Exons: 5
Coding region: 1218-2882 (554 amino acids)
Source: RefSeq, a predicted model, not a curated record
UAUUUACAUAUCUGGAAAAACAACUAAUCUAAAUGCAAAUAAGAAUUUAAUCAAAAUUUACUAUAUUUAGAAUAAAAUAUUAUAGUCCAGUUCGGAGAAAUAGAUGCAAUCCAACAUACCUAGGUGAUAAACAAAUCGAUUGUUUACCCAGAAACAACCAAACCGACUAAAUAAAACAUAUCCAAAAUCAUAUGUCUAGUUAAAAUAAUAUAAUAUUAUCGAAACAAAUUAUACAAAUAAAUUAUAAAUUUAGUUAAAGCCAAAAGUAAAUAUCAAUUAAUUAUAAUAUAUUAUCUUUAUAAAUAUUUAUAUCCGUGCAUGAUCACGGGAGAAUCACCUUGUAUAUAUAUACAUUAGAUGGAGCAAAGAAUAUAUUCUCUUUAGCCAUAAAUAAUUGAUGGGGCAAGGAAUAUUUGUAUUUGAAGCCUAAGAUGAUUAUAAAUUGUAAACAAGCUCGACAUCGUUUCAUAACACAAGAAACAAACUUUCUAAAAAAUGGGAGAUUUCUUUCAAUCAAGAGAAUGGAUGUAUAAAAGAUUAAAACGUUCUGAUCAUAGUUUGUGCGAGAAAUUUAUUGAGGGUGUAAACACUUUUAUUUCUUUUGCUUGUAAUCAAGCAUUUUUUCUUGAGUGUGGGAAGUUGUUUUGUCCUUGUAAAAAAUGCAAGAAUCAAAAAUAUCACGAUGUUGAUACAGUGACGAAACAUCUUAUGUUGAAAGGAUUUACAGAAAAUUAUUACUUGUGGACGCAUCACGGAGAAAAUUGGCAAUACAAUGAUGGUGAAGCAUCAGGAAGUCAUCAUGUGAUGGAGCAUGAACCAUGGGGUGAUUAUUCUAACAAUGUUCCAAUGGAGGAUCAGUACCAUGAUUCCAAUACAGAUUUUAAUAUGUUACCCGAUGAUGCUAGUUUUCCAGAAAACGUCCAAGAGCCAGCUUACGAAGAAAAACAUGAUGCUGUUUUUCAAGCGUUAGAAGCGGCAAAUCAACCUUUAUACGAGGGGUGUACUGAUGGAAUUUCUCAACUGUAUUUGGCCUCAAAAGUGAUGAAUUGAAAAACCAAUUUUAAUCUUUCAGAGGAAUGUCUGGAUGAAAUUACUGAAACCUUUAAAGCUGUUCUUCCGUCGCCUAAUAUUGCGCCUAAAUCGUACUACGAGACAAAGAAGUAACGCGGUCUCUAGGUUUUCCAUGUCAUAAGAUUGAUGUGUGCGAGGAUAAUUGUAUGCUAUUUUGGAAAGGGGAAGAUAGUAAGUUACUACAUUGUCGCUUUUGUAAAAAAGACCGUUAUGAACCAAAUGUCGGUCGAUCAGGGAAGAAAAUACCAAAGCAAAGGAUGUUUUAUCUGCCUAUUACGGAUCGGUUGAAGCGAUUGUACCAAUCAGAAACGACAGCUUCACAAAUGAGGUGGCAUGCUGAACCUGUGUCCCCCGAAGGACAAAUGCAUCAUCCCUCAGAUGGAAGAGCAUGGAAGCAUUUUAAAGAGGUAUAUCCUAAUUUUGCUUCUGAGAGUCGCAAUGUUUAUCUGGGUUUAUCAACCGAUGGAUUUAAUCCAAUUGGUAUGAAUGGACAAUCAUAUUCUGUAUGGCCCGUCAUCGUGACACCAUACAAUUUACCCCCCGGAGUGUGCAUGAAAAGGGAAUAUUUCUUCCUCUCUAUAUUAGUGCCAGGGCCAAAGCAUCCAAAGAAAAGCUUGGAUAUAUAUCUGCAACCGUUGAUUGAAGAAUUACAAAAUUUAUGGAGUGAAGGGGUGGAGGCUUACGAUGUCUCACGGAAAGAAAAAUUCACGAUGCGAGCGGCCUUGAUGUGGACAAUUAGCGAUUUUCCAGCAUACGGGAUGUUAUCUGGAUGGAUGACCCAUGGAAGGUUGGCUUGUCCGUAUUGUAUGGAUGAGACCAAGUCGUUUUGGUUACCAAACGGUAAAAAACACAGUUGGUUUGAUUGUCAUAGAAAGUUUUUGCCUGAAGGACAUCCUUAUAGGCGGAAUGUUAAAGAUUUCUUAAAAGGUAAAACUGUCCAUGAUGAUCCUCCACCAUGGUUAAACGGAGAGGAAAUAUUACAUGAAAGAAUAAAUAAUAUACGUGGACUGCGUAAAACAGUUGAUUGUGGAGGCAAAGGACAUGACAAUCCUACUCGAUCUAUUGAAGGGUAUGGUGUUGAUUAUAAUUGGGUGAAGAAGAGUAUCUUUUGGGAGUUACCUUAUUGGGAGAACCUACUUCUUCGACACAAUCUUGAUUUUAUGCAUAUAGAAAAAAAUUUCUUUGAUAAUCUGGUUAACACAGUGCUAAAUGUACCUGGGAAGACAAAGGAUAGCAUAAACUCAAGGAUGGAUCUCCCUUUGUUUUGCAGAAGACCCGAGUUAGAAAUUUCCCAAGAUGGAAGAGUGCCUAUUCCAAUCUUUAGAUUGUCGAAGGAAGGCAAAGAAAAAUUUCUAACAUGGUUGAAGACCGAUAUUAAAUUUCCAGAUGGGUAUGUUUCGAAAUUUUCACAUUGUGUUAAUUUGAACAGUGUAAAGAUAUCAGGAUUAAAAAGCCAUGACUGUCAUGUCAUCAUGCAACGACUUCUCCCAAUUGCAUUUGCGGAACUUCUUCCAAAACCUGUUCAUACGGCAAUUUCAGAUAUCGCACUCUUCUUUCGAGAUAUAUCUGCCAAAAUCUUGAAGAUUGAAGAUGUUGCUAGACUGAAAGAAAAUAUUGCAAUUAUGCUUUGCAAUCUUGAAAAAAUAUAUCCACCGGCAUUCUUUGAUGUGAUGGAACAUCUACCUGUCCAUCUCCCAGAUGAAGCUUUACUAGGUGGUCCGGUCCAAUAUAGGUGGAUGUAUCCGUUUGAACGAUACAUGUAUCAUCUGAAAAAAAGGUUAAAAACAAAGCCAGGAUCGGAGGAUCAAUAGUGGCUCAGUGUGUGAAUGAAGAAAUUUCUUACGUGACAAAUAAUUAUAUUGCACCUUCAACAGUUCAAGUCCCUGAAAAAGAUGUCAACGAAAUCAGAUUCACUUACAAAUAUCUUGAUGUUCCAAUAAUGUUCCAGCAAGAAGGAAGAAUCAGUGGAAAAUCAAGUAGUGCAUGGUUAAAUGAUGAAGAUUAUAAUAUUCUUCAGACAUUUUUAUUGCUCAACUGUGAAGUAUUUGAACCAUAUGAGAGGAUGUUUGAAGAAUAUAUGAUGGAUAACCACCCAAACAUAACUUCUAACGAUAUGACAAAAGCAAAAGAUGAAAAAAUUGCAAUGUGGUGUAAAGAUUACAUUAACAAUGCUAGCAAAUCAUUUGAAUUUCCAUUGUGGAUGUUGGAAUUUGUACAAGGUCCAAAGCACCAAAUCACGUCAUGGCCUAUGUAUUAUUCGAGAGGAUAUCAUUACCACACACAAAGCCAUGGACAAAAUAAAAAGACAAUGAAUUUUGGUGUUUGUGUUCCUGGAACUACUGAGACCGAGUAUUUUGGACUUAUCGAAGAAAUAUUCAUGAUAGAGUAUCAUGGUGCCGUUGGGUUAAAAGCCAUGAUUUUUAAAUGUCAUUGGUUCAACAUCGAUCAAGGAAUACGAAGACAUCCAUCUGGCAUUGUUGAUGUUUGCCCACAAAUGCAUUAUGACAAGUACGAUCCUUUUAUAUUACCAGAACAAUGUGAUCAAGUAUGUUAUGUUCCUUAUCCUCGUCUACGAUCAAGAAGAGAAGAAUGGUGGACAACAAUAAAAGUUAUGCCGAGAGGAUUUUUUGAAACUAAAGAAGUUUCUCAAAAUGCAAUACAAAACAAUAUUGUUGAUCAUGUGAUACCAUCCACUAAUAUUGUGUGAGUCGAAGCACAUGCAGUCCAAGAUGAUUCAAAUUACGAACCGAUGCCAAUGAUUAAUCCAGAAGAUGAAUAUUUAUCUGAAAAUGAUUUUAUCGAUCAGUAUGACAAAUAUUCUGAUUCAGAUUCGCAUUCGGACUAAUAAUAUUGUAUGAAUAAAUGGUUAAAAAAAUAAUGUAUGUGUUAUAAAACAAAUAAGAAGAUAAAUAAUAAUUUGUAAUGUAUUUAAUAUUGUAUGAAUAAAUGGUUAAGAAAAUAAUGUAUGUGUUCUAAAACAAAUAAAAAAACAAAUAAUAAUUUGUCAUGUAUUUAACUUAAUUCCUUUGUUUUAAUAUUGUUCUUUGAAUGCUAAACUUUAUCAAAAUUCCUAUUUAAUUAUUAAUAGUAUUAUUGUAAAAUACUAACCACAAAAUUCUUAAGUGGCGGGAGUAAUUUCCCGGGUAUAUAACUCCCGUAGAAACAAAUAGCGACAAGUAGAUUGGUAACAAUCUAAAAAUUAGAAAGUAAUCACGAAAUUUUUCACUUCCCGGGUUGUUUUCCCGGCUAAACCAAUAUCAGCCACUUGAUUUAUUAAUUGAAAAAAGGAAGCUAAUCUACUUGUUUGCUCCGCCUACAAAUAUUACGUAUCUAUCUUGUCCUCUUCUCACAGUCAAUCUCUAUCCUUUCUCACAGUCAAUUUAAAAAAAAAAAAAGCUAACCCUCAGUAUCCUUUCUCUCUUCCUUACGUUUCUCUGUUUAAGGUCAGAAAUCUCUUAUUUGUUUCCCUUUUAGAUUCGUAUAUUGAAAUCUGAGGGGUCAAUCUUCUGGGUUUUUAAUUUUCAUGUUCUGUUUCGUUUUAGGGUUGGGGUCAAUGUACAACCCAUAUUUGUAAUGUUCAAGUAUUUGUAAAGCUCAAUCAGAGACCUUGUAAGCAAGAGGAGGAGAUCAGAAGAAAAAAAAGAAGCCAGAUUUUAUUGGCCUAGCAGAUUGGAACUUGAUGCUAGAGACUUGGCAGGAGGAGCCACACCAAAAGAGGAGCAAAACGAAUUCUGAGAAUGCUUCCUCCAACCCAGAUGGUUUAGGCACUCACCGUCAUACUUCAGGAUCAAAAAACCACAAGCGUUAUGCUUAUGACUUGGUUAGUCAAUUUUUAUAUUCCAUCAGCGUUAUCUUCUGUAACUUACAAAAAAAAUUUAACACCAUUCCUCCAGUCACUGAAGUAGUGCGUAUGACCCAUACUCGCAAGGAUGGCACUUUCAUUGACAAAAGAGCAGAAGGUUUUGUGAAGGCUGCCGAGGCUCUUGCAUUGGAGCGAUCACAAGGUUCCUGUCUGACUGAUGAAACCCCAUCAGCACCCUCUACCCAGCAGCUCAACGCUACUUACAUUGAAGUGGCAACCAAUGGCAAAGGGCGAGUUUAUGGGCUUGGUUCAAUUCAGGAUAUUGAUGAUGAACCAAGUGAGACUGCACCAGCAUCUUUAUUUACACAUGUGGCAGUUGAUGGACGCUUGACCACCAUGGAGGGUGUUGUAACUUGCUUGAAGGAUGAUGUUUCUGGCUUGAAGGAGGAUGUAAUUGGUAUUAAGCGAGGCAUUGAGGUUCUACUGAAGAUGAAUGGAGUGGACCCUGUUACCUUUGAACCUAUUCAGCGUGAGAGCGAUGCAUCUGUUCGAACUCCCCAAUCAAGCCAAGAACUUGACCAAAAUUCUCCCGUACAUUAACUCUGAUCUUGGUGUCUUUUGUGUUUAUACUAAGUUAAGCUCUAACAUCACUAGAUGUCUUUUGUAAAAACAUCACUGGAUGUCUUUUGUAACUUCUGAAGAACAUCAUUAGAUGUCUUUUGUAAAAAAAAUUUAUAAUUUUAAUGGUAUUUGAAUGUUUAAAUUAA